GAAGCUGUCAUUGCAAAUGGUACCAUUGCUUUUGAAAAUUGGCUUGUGCCAGGAAGUUCAGUUUAUAGGGAAUUUUGGAUUUUCCAUGUGCAAAAUCCUUCAGAGGUAUUAGAGCAAGGAGCACGUCCAAUACUUGAACAGAGAGGACCUUAUACAUACAGGGUGAGAUAUUUGCCCAAAGAAAAUAUCACAGAAAACUCUGAUGGCACAAUAUCCUAUAUGCUGCCUAACAUUGCUCGUUUUGAACCCGAUAUGUCUGUUGGGACAGAAAAUGAUACCAUCACAUGCCUCAACCUUGCUGUCGUUGCUGCACCUGCCUUGUAUACAAACACUUUUAUACAACUACUAUUAAACACUUGGAUUAGAUCUUCUAAGUCAUCCAUGCUGCAGAACAGAACAGUGAAAGAAUUACUGUGGGGAUACAAAGAUCCCUUCUUAAACAAGGUCCCCUUCCCCUUGGACCCAGUUGUGGGAGUCUUCUACCCGUAUAAUGGGACAUUGGACGGACUUUACAAAGUCUAUACUGGGACAGAAGAUAUUAAAAAAACAGCAAUAAUUGAAAGCUAUAAAAACAAAAGGAAUCUUUCAUACUGGGAAGGUCACUGUGAUUUGGUUAAUGGCACAGAUGGAGCAUCAUUCCCACCAUUUGUUGAGAAGGACCAGACACUGCGCUUCUUCUCCUCCGAUAUUUGCAGAUCAAUCUACGGAGUUUUUCAGAGCAAGCAGGUUGUGAAGGGAAUCUCACUCUAUCGUUUCACAGUUCCUCGUGAAGCAUUUGCAUCACCUGCUGAAGUUGGAGAUAAUUAUUGCUUCUGUAAAGAUAAAACCAUAUCAAAGAACUGCACAUUGGGUGGAGUCCUAGACAUUAGUGCCUGCAAAGCAGGAAGACCGGUAUUUAUCUCUCUGCCACAUUUUCUUCAUGCAAGUGAAUCUAUACUGCACGAUGUUGAAGGCCUGAGCCCAAAUGAGAAUGAACACGAGACGUUUCUAGAUAUAGAGCCUAUCACUGGUUUUACACUACAAUUUGCGAAAAGGCUGCAAGUAAACCUCCUUGUGCAACCUGCACCAAAAAUUGAAGCUUUAUCAAAAGUUCAAAAACCUUAUAUUUUUCCUCUUCUUUGGCUAAAUGAGUCUGCUGUUAUCGGGGAUGCAAAAGCAGAAAUGUUCAGAAAUAAAGUCACUAGUCGGGUCCAGAUGCUAAGUGUGCUGCAGUUGGCCUUAAUGAUCGCAGGUUCUGUGCUGUUCGUCGCAUUCAUGGGUUCCUAUUUCAUAUGCAGAUCAAAGAAAUUAAAAUAAAAGACCAACUCACUAAUCCAAACAAACUGAUGUUUCCAAACGUCCACACUUCUGAAAUCACUAAAGAGGCCACCAUGAAAACUAUGCUUUCAAAUAACUGAUUAUUUGAGCCUUGUUACAAAUUUUAAAUGACGUGGAAGCAGACUGAAGUUGAGGUGCAGUUGGAUUUUAUUCAACCUUCUGCCAUUUAUGAAACUUGCUACUUUUUUUUUACUUGGGAUUUGCAAGACAUGUGAAAGCCAUUUGCUGAUGUUCUGUCUCUGAGCACAGGCUGGAAAUGACAACACCUUUGAGCUCAUGAUGUACUCUAGAUGCUCUCAUUGCGAUGUUUCUUUCUGUUCCUUCAAGGAAUGGGAGCUGCUGCAAUAGAACUGCUCUCUGUCCUCUAUUCAAGGACUUGAAUGGUGUUGAAUGUGAAGUUUGUUACGUAAAGUUACUAACUAUCAUACAUGAAGUUAAUAAAAGACUUACUAAA
Molecule: messenger RNA, 1771 nt
Organism: Leptosomus discolor (cuckoo roller)
Lineage: Eukaryota; Metazoa; Chordata; Aves; Leptosomiformes; Leptosomidae
Source: RefSeq, a predicted model, not a curated record